CGUGCCGUUCCACAUUCUGACACCCAUCCGAGGCCAAGUGUUUCUUCCAUCCACAGAGACAGAGAUUUCUUAGGGAGAUUGCUGCAGCAGGCCGAGCGUUUCUUCCAUCCAAUACUUCUUCCUCCUCCUCCUCGGGGUGACUCUUCGAGCUGGCUAGCUGUCCCAUGUGUAGGUAGAAAAAGGAAUGAUUCUUCUCUCACUUCUGCUGUGCCUUGAAUCCAUACCUUCCUAUAAAAACCGCUCAAUUUGAUGGAGUUCGAGUUGUUUGGUGUCAGCUUGAAAUGGAAUGUGAGUUGUUGCUUCCAGUAAAUGGAGAUAUUUGGCGGAGAUAAAAGGCUGGUGUACAGCUCAUACUUUCCGGACCUCCGCCUCCUCCUCUACUCUGCUCUCUACAAAAUCAAUCGCCCCUGCCCUCAUCAUCUCCUCUCUACUGUAGAUCGCCGAGAAUCGAUUGAGGGUGUGACAGAAGACUCCUCUCUCUGUCUCACCACUCCUCUUCUUCUGGUUCAGAUCACCAGGCUUGAUCUCACCUGAUUCCGAGUACUCCUAAGGACUGUCAGACAACCAUGGAGGCCACCGAUAAGAGGUACACUGAAGACGGGACAACAGAUGUCCAUGGUAGGCCAGCUGUGAGGAAGAACACUGGGAAUUGGAGAGCUUGCCCCUAUAUUCUUGCAAAUGAAUGCUGUGAAAGGUUAGCAUACUAUGGGAUGAGCACGAAUUUAGUGAACUAUAUGAAAGAUCGUCUCAACCAAGGGAAUGCAAAAGCAGCAAAUAAUGUCACUAACUGGUCAGGCACAUGCUAUAUUACGCCACUUCUCGGGGCUUUCAUCGCCGAUGCUUACUUGGGAAGAUAUCGGACAAUUGCUAGUUUCAUGAUAGUUUACAUCAUUGGUUUGAUAUUGUUAACAAUGACAGCGUCUGUCGAGGGUCUGAAGGCUCCUUGUAACCACGGCGUCUGUGAUCCAACAACAGCACAAACAGCAGUGGUCUUUGUGGCUCUUUAUCUCAUUGCUCUGGGAACCGGAGGAAUAAAGCCUUGUGUCUCUUCUUUCGGUGCUGACCAGUUUGAUGAAUCGGAAGAAUCAGAGAAAAAGAGGAAGAGCUCCUUCUUCAACUGGUUCUAUUUCUCCAUCAACAUUGGGGCUUUAAUUGCUUCUUCUGUGCUGGUGUGGAUACAGAAUAAUGUCGGAUGGGGUUGGGGCUUCGGAAUACCAGCAGUGGUGAUGGCUAUCGCAGUUGUGAGCUUCUUCCUGGGAACCCCAUUGUAUAGACACCAGAAACCCGGAGGGAGUCCUAUAACACGAGUUGCGCAGGUUAUUGUGGCAUCUUUGAGGAAGUCUGGAAUGGACGUACCAGACGACAAGUCUCUUCUAUAUGAGGUGGCAGACAAGGAGUCUGUCAUACAAGGUAGCCGAAAGCUUGGACACACUGACGAAUUCAAGUUCCUUGACAAGGCUGCAAUUGUCACUCAGGAGGACAAGAACCCUGUGAGCCCCUGGAAGCUUUGCACCGUCACCCAAGUAGAGGAGCUCAAGAGCGUCGUGAGGCUUCUUCCAAUAUGGGCGACCGGCAUCGUCUUCUCCACAGUCUAUGGCCAGAUGGGAACCAUGUUUGUACUGCAAGGCAACACCCUCGAUCCUUACAUGGGUCCUCACUUCAAGAUUCCUGCGGCUUCGCUCUCCAUAUUCGACACCAUCAGUGUGAUCGUCUGGGUCCCCAUCUACGACCGCAUCAUCGUCCCGUUGGCUCGGAGGUCCACCGGCCGCGAGCGCGGCUUCACGCAGCUGACCCGCAUGGGCAUUGGCCUCGUCAUCUCCAUCUUCUCCAUGGUGGCUGCUGGAAUUCUGGAGGUCGUGAGGCUCCGCAUCGUGGCAAAUCACAACAUGUAUGACUCCCACGCCUACCUGCCCAUCUCCAUCUUCUGGCAGAUCCCUCAGUACUUCAUUGUGGGAGCAGCUGAGGUCUUCACCUUCAUCGGGCAACUGGAGUUCUUCUACGACCAGGCACCGGAUGCCAUGAGGAGCUUGUGCUCUGCGCUGUCCCUCACCACCGUGGCACUCGGCAAUUACCUGAGCACCGUGCUCGUCACGGUAGUCACAGGCAUCACAACGAGGAACGGGAAGCUGGGUUGGAUUCCGGAUAACCUCAACCGAGGGCACCUCGAUUACUUCUUCUGGCUCCUGGCAGUUCUUAGCUUGGUUAACUUCGUGGCAUACCUUCUCAUUGCGAAGUGGUACACCUACAAGAAGACAACAGAUGAGGAGUUUGAUUAUGGCAGUUCUUCGGAGUUGGGUACGCAAGGUUGAAGAUGCUAAGCUAGCUUUGAGUCCUUUGUUUGAUUCAGAUCGUGCUUAUAAUUUAGCCUUCUUGCAGACGGCUAAUAGAAUUGCAGCAUGUGGAAGUCGUUCUUUUCUCAUGAUGUAGAUGAGAUACUCUUAGUGGUCGUUUGCUAAGAUAAUUGAUGUGCAUGACUUUGACACUCGUUAA
Musa acuminata AAA Group (dessert banana) is the source of this 2490-nucleotide messenger RNA. Its product is annotated as protein NRT1/ PTR FAMILY 8.1-like. Gene Ontology annotation, molecular function: transmembrane transporter activity. Gene Ontology annotation, cellular component: membrane. The record is from RefSeq and is a predicted model, not a curated record. NCBI's taxonomy places the organism in Eukaryota, Viridiplantae, Streptophyta, Magnoliopsida, Zingiberales, Musaceae. Gene Ontology annotation, biological process: transmembrane transport; oligopeptide transport. The transcript is spliced from 5 exons. The coding region runs from base 567 to 2309 and encodes 580 amino acids.